This is a messenger RNA of Coregonus sp. 'balchen', 11661 nucleotides long. The record is from the annotation of a GenBank genome assembly. Lineage: Eukaryota; Metazoa; Chordata; Actinopteri; Salmoniformes; Salmonidae.
GUGCAUAUUACUGAAAUGGACAUAUUGAUAUUUAUAUCUAAAUAUUUGGUUUUAUUUUAGGGCAAAGGAUUAUUUGCCAAGAAGGCCAUCAAGAAAGGAGACACCAUUUUUGUUGAGCGCCCUCUUGUCUCUGCCCAAUUCUUGUGGAAUUCCCUGUACAAGUACAAAGGUGAGGUGUUAUAUAGGUUCACGAUUUAGGUAGAAAGACAGACUGAACAAAUCCUCCUUUUAUGUUCCUAUUGAUGACUGAAAAUCGUGGAGCAAAAUGUUCCAGCAUGCUUUGCUUUUGUAAGCCAUAUUUUAGAUUAACAUAGGCCAAGGGGAAAACCUCACAUUUUGAGUCUUUGAAUGGUCUUUCAUAUUUAGUGAAUAAUAUGACCUUUAGUUCGCUCUCAUUUAAUCAUCCAUCCCUGUCUCUUCUCCAGCCUGUGAAUUCUGCUUGCGUGCUCUGGAGACAGCUGAGGAAAAUGCCCGUAGACUCAGUGGCAUCCCUUGCCUCAGUCUACCCCACCCCGAGCUGUGCAAAGUGCACCCAGAGCUGCACCAAGCUUGCCCACAAUGCCAGGUGAGUGCCUCUAACAAGUCCUCCUCAUCUGCACUGCCAAUUAAGGACUGGACAGUACUGAUCUAAAAACACAUUGUAACCAAUUUUUUAAAUAGGAAGCAAAGUACUUUAAGCAUAUGUUUUCGUUUCAGUCUCCUCCAUGUCCACUAACUGAAGUUUAAUUGUAAGGAUGUUUUUUCUAUUAAUAGUGUAAAAUUUAACGGCUGUACAGAAAGACUCAUGUGAAGGCCAAAUUACAGAGGAGGAACUUCUUGAUGCAAUUAAAGCCUUUAAGUCCGGGAAAACUCCAGGGCUGGAUGGCAUACCAGUUGAGGUAUAUCAAACCUUUUUCCAUGUACUCAGAGGUCUGUUAUUAGCAUGUUUUAACCACUCCUAUAACAAUUGUAGACUAUCAGAUACUCAACAAGAAGUUCUGAUUUCACUAUUACUGAAACAGGACCCAAGUGGUAAAUAUAAAGAUCAAGCCCACCUAAAAAACUGGAGGCCCCUUACACUUCAGUGUUGUGAUGCAAAAAUUCUAGCAAAAUGCAUAGAAUUAAAAAGGUAUUGUCAGACAAGUUUUUUUACAUGGACGAUACAUUGGAGAUAAUAUAAGACAAGGAAACAAUAGAAAACUAUGAAAGAUCUGGGAAACCGGGCCUAGUGUUCAUUUUUGAAAAGGCCUUUGAUAAAGUAUGACUAGAAUUUAUAUAUAAAUGCCUGGACUGUUUUGAUUUAGGAGAAUCUCUUAUACAAUGGGUUAAAGUUAUGUAUAGUAACCCCAGUUGUAAAUAAUGGCUACUUCUCAGAAAGUAUUAAACUGUCAAGAGGAGUGAGACAAGGUUGUCCACUAUCAGCAUAUCUAUUUAUAAUGGCCAUCGAAAUGUUAGCUAUUAAAAUUGGAUCCAACAAUAAUAUCAAGGGGCUAGAAAUCCGGGGCUUAGAAAAAUUGUAUGCUGACAACUCAUGUUUUUUUUUAAAUGCACAAUUUGGAUCCCUGCACAGCCUCAUAGAGGAUCUAGAUAAUUUCUCUAACCUCUCUGGAUUACAACCAAAUAUUGAUAAGUGCACUGUUUUACAUAUUGGAUUGCUAAAAAUACAACUUUUACAUUACUGUGUAGUUUACCAAUAAAAUGGUCUGACGGUGAAGUGGACAUAAUCGGGAUUUACACUACCGUUCAAAAGUUUGGGGUCACUUAGAAAUGUCCUUGUUUGCGAAAGAAAAGCAAUUUGUUUGUCCAUUAAAAUAACAUCAAAUUGAUCAGAAAUAUAGUGUAGACAUUGUUAAUGUUGUAAAUGGUCAUUGUUGCUGGAAACGGCUGGUUUUUAAUGGAAUAUCUACAUAGGCAUACAGAGGCCCAUUAUCAGCAACCAUCAGUCCUGUGUUCCAAUGGCACGUUGUGUUUGCUAAUCCAAGUUUAUCAUUUUAAAAGGCUAAUUGAUCAUUAGAAAACCAUUUUGAAAUUAUGUUAGCACAGCUGAAAACUGUUGUGCUGAUUAAAGAAGCAAUACAACUGGCCUUCUUGAGACUAGUUGAUUAUCUGGGGCAUCAGCAACUGUGGGUUCGAUUACAGGCUCAAAAUGGCCAGAAACAAAUAACUUUCUUCUGAAACUCGUCAGUCUAUUCUUGUUCUGAGAAAUGAAGGCUAUUCCAUGCGAGAAAUUGUCAAGAAACUGAAGAUCUCGUACAACGCUGUGUACUACUCCCUUCACAGAACAGCGCAAACUGACUCUAACCAGAAUAGAAGGAAGAGUGGGAGGCCCCGGUGCACAACUGAGCAAGAGGACAAAUACAUUAGAGUGUCUAGUUUGAGAAACAGACGCCUCACAGGUCCUCAACUGGCAGAUUCAUUAAAUAGUACCCGCAAAACACCAGUCUCAACGUCAACAGUGAAGAGGUGACUCCGGGAUGCUGACCUUCUAGGCAGAGUUGCAAUUAAAAAGCCAUAUCUCAGACUGGCCAAUAAAAAAAAAAGAUUAAGAUGGGCAAAAGAACACAGACACUGGACAGAGGAAGAUUGGAAAAAAGUGUUAUGGACAGACGAUUCGAAGUUUGAGGUGUUCAGAUCACAAAGAAAAACAUUUGUGAGACGCAGACCAAAUGAAAAGAUGCUGGAGGAGUGCUUGAUACCAUCUGUCAAGCAUGGUGGAGGCAAUGUGAUGGUCUGGGGGUGCUUUGGUGGUGGGAAAGUGGGAGAUUUGUACAGGGUAAAUGGGAUCUUGAAGAAGGAAGGCUUUCACUCCAUUUUGCAACGCCAUGCCAUACCCUGUGGACGGCGCUUGAUUGGAGCCAAUUUCCUCCUACAACAGGACAAUGACCCAAAGCACAGCUCCAAACUAUGCAAUAACUAUUUAGGGAAGAAGCAGUCAGCUGGUAUUCUGUCUAUAAUGGAGUGGCCAGCACAUUCACCGGAUCUCAACCCGAUUGAGCUGUUGUGGGAGCAGCUUGACCGUAUGGUACGUAAGAAGUGCCCAUCAAGCCAAUCCAAUUUGUGGGAGGUGCUUCAGGAAGCAUGGGGUGAAAUCUCUUCAGAUUACCUCAACAAAUUGACAACUGUAAUGUCAAAGGUCUGCAAGGCUGUAAUUGCUGCAAAUUGAGGAUUAUUUGACAAAAGCAAAGUUUGAAGGACACAAUUAUUAUUUCAAUUAAAAAUCAUUAUUUCUAACCUUGUCAAUGACUACAUUUCCUAUGCAUUUUGCUAUAUUUCCUAUUCAAACUCAUUUCAUGUAUGUUUUCUUUUAAAACAAGGACAUUUCUAAGUCACCCCAAACUUUUGAACGGUAGUGUAUAUCCCGAAAGAAAGAAACGAUCUCACUACAAUACAUUAUCAUAGAAAGUUAGCAAAACUAGAUAUGAUCUUGCUACCAUGGAAAGGUAAAUAAAUACCUGUCUAUUUGUGGAAAAAUCACCCUGAUUAACUCUUUAGUCAUAUCCCAGUUUACCUAUUUACUACACCGAAUGACUUUUUUUUUUAAAUUAUAUGAGCAAAAAAUAUUCCACUUUAUUUUGAACGGCAAUUAAAUGUGCCUAAUUUAUAUAAUUAAUAUGAAUUCAGAGGGCUGACAUUUUUUAAUACUAAAGCAUUGAACCUCUCACUAAAGGCUUCAGUCAUACAAAAGUUGACUUAAAUCUGAACUGGUUUUCCAGCAGAUUAGUAACAAUAGCUUAUCCCGUGUUCAAAAAUGGCCUUUUCCUCUAUAUUCAGCCUCUCACUUUCGGUUAUUUGAAAAUGAAGUCAUCUCCGGAAUAUCCCUAUUUUUUUAAACAAGCCAUGGAAAGCUGGUUGCAAUUUCAGUUUAAUCCACCAGAAAAGACAGAACAAAUAUUAUUGUUAAACUCAAAAAUACUAAUUAUAUAUUUUUGGAAUAAAUAAAAAAAUUGUAUAAUCUUUGUUAAUGAUAUCAUAAAUAGGACUGGGGGAGUUAUGUUACACAUGCAGCUAACAACAAUAUAUGGAAAUGUCUGCUCUAUUCAAAAUUACAACCAACUGAUUGCAGCAUUACCUCCAAAAAUGGAAGAGGGAAGGGGGAGAAAGUAAGGAACUUGUCUGUCGGCCCUACAUUAAAGACCAAAAAUGGUUUAAAAAAAAUUGUGAUAAAUAAAGUUUACCAGUUUAAUUUAAGGACCCCAAAAUUGACAGCUGUGCCAUAUAGGUUGCAAAAUAGUUGAAGAGAUUUUCAAUGUGCCGAUCCCAUGGCACAUGGUUUAUGAACUGAUACACAAAACAACGCUGGAUUCAAAACGUAGAGUUUUUCCAAUUUUAUGUAUAUGGGGGGAUACAUCCAUCACAGCUCUGUAGAUUUUGCUGCGAAGAGACAGAAUUAUUAGAUCACUUGUUUUGGUACUGUCCAUAUGUAGCUUGUUUUUGGUCGCAGGUUCAGAAAUGGUUGAAGAAUUGCAACAUUUACCUGGAAAUAGCACUGCAAAUAGCACUGCUGGGUGACUUGAAAAGCCAUAGUCAAUCGAUCAAUAAUCUAAUAAUACUCUGUAAAAAUGUUCAUCUUUAAUUUACAAUCUGUGGAAACUAUGAGAAUAGAAAGGUUCAGAACUUUUGUGAAACAUUACAGCACAGUUGAAAAAUAUUUGGUGUGAGAUUGAUGGGAGGGGUUGAGGGUAGCUGAAGGAUGGGACUAAAAACAAAAAAGAUAACUAAUGUAAAAUAUACAGUGUCCCAAUAUUUGAUGUAGAAGCCUAAAUAUUGUUGGCCAUUAGUUUACUCCAAUUAGGGGAGGGGGGGUUAGGGGAAAAUAAUAAAACAUAUGGGGGAUUGGAAAUGAUGCAGACAAAUACAUUGAUAGAACCCACAAUCUGUCUGUAACAUUAAAACUGAUCUACCCCCUAAAAAAUACAAACAAAUAAACACAUUGUAGGUGAAAGCAAUAUGGAAGAUUCCUAUUUGCUUUUUCUUAGCCUGUGUUUUCAGAUCAGUAAAGAUGAAGGAUUAGAAGCCACUUAAAUGAGAUGCACCUACCCAAUGUCUGUCUGACCUCCACAUGGAGAUGUGUUGAUAUACUGUAGCUACUUCCUCCAGUCUAGUCCAGUGUCUCGCUUUGGGCUUCAGUGAAACUUUGUUUCCCCCUGCAGGUGAUGUACUGUAGCAACGAGUGUCGGCAGGCUGCGGCAGACCAGUACCAUCGGGCCCUGUGCCUAGGCUCCUCCCAAGAGGACCCGAACCACCCCGUCAACAAACUAAAGGACGCCUGGAGGUGAGAUAUGGAUUGAAUACCACUAGAUGGGGCACAUGUUGUUCUUGGACUGGAUCUAAAAAUGUUACUAGCUGUCAAAUCCUUCCUUCCUUGCUCCCUCCCUUGCAACUCCUCUUUCAAUUAGCUUUGAGAGGGAGAAAAGGAAUUUGAGUGAACGAGGACGAGAAAGCAAGGAUUUGACAGCUAGUAACGUUUUCUGAUCCAGCCCCAGUAAUAUUUUGGCUGUGAUUGCUGCAGUAUAAGGUGAGAUUGUUCCCUAUCUGUCCCCUAGGAGCAUGCACUACCCUCCUGAGACCUCCAGCAUCAUGCUCAUGGCCAGGAUGGUGGCCACUGUCAAACAGGUGAGCUUCCUCUGCCUCAGCCUUUUUUUGUUGAGCUGCUCCAAUUCCAAGGUGGUUUGCACUUUGUAUUUGCAUUCUGUCUUUGUAGUGAAUGUUAGUUUGAGAUUAAGGUUUGUGCAGAUUAACAGAGCUUCACAAUGCCUGGAGAAGCAUUUAACCUGUCAGUUUUCUAUAAUAAUCCUAUAUUCUGUGCAUACCUGUGCAUAAUAUGUAUAUCUCAAACAUAUAAUAAUAAUCAAUGUUUGAAUUUGUGUCAUGCAGGCCCAAGACAAAGGGCACUGGCAGAAGUUGUUCUCUCAAUUCUGCAGCCGUGCGGCCAACGAGGAGGAGGAGAUUGCACAUAAGAUGCUGGGAGAGAAGUUCCAAGUAAGCAUAGAGAGAGUGGCUGUGUCUAAAAAUGUUAGCUACAAGCUGUUAAAUCCUUACUUCCCCAUCCUUGUUUCCUCAAUUCCCCUUAAGACUCAUUGGAGGAGGAGGUCUGAGGAAAGGAUGUUGGAACACUCCUCCAAUGUGCUUUGAGAAGAAUUGAGGAAAUCAAGGUUUGAGCUUCAAAUUUGGUAAAAAAAUAUGUGGUCACUGUUAUUGGAGUCACUGUUAUUGGAAUAGAUUUCAAAAGUGUUACUUACAGUGAGGGAAAAAAGUAUUUGAUCCCCUGCUGAUUUUGUACGUUUGCCCACUGACAAAGAAAUGAUCAGCCUAUAAUUUUAAUGGUAGGUUUAUUUGAACAGUGAAAGACAGAAUAACAACAAAAAAAUACAGAAAAACGCAUCUCAAAAAUGUUAUAUAUUGAUUUGCAUUUUAAUGAGGGAAAUAAGUAUUUGACCCCUCUGCAAAACAUUACUUAGUAUUUGGUGGCAAAACCCUUGUUGGCAAUCACAGAGAUCAGACAUUUCUUGUAGUUGGCCACGAGGUUUGCACACAUCUCAGGAGGAAUUUUGUUCCACUCCUCUUUGCAGAUCUUCUCCAAGUCAUUAAGGUUUCGAGGCUGACGUUUGGCAACUCGAACCUUCAGCUCCCUCCACAGAUUUUCUAUGGGAUUAAGGUCAGGAGACAUAGAAAGCAUUCCUCCUCCUCCAAACACGGCGAGUUGAGUUGAUGCCAAAGAGCUCGAUUUUGGUCUCAUCUGACCACAACACUUUCACCCAGUUCUCUGAAUCAUUCAGAUGUUCAUUGGCAAACUUCAGAUGGCCCUGUAUAUAUGCUUUCUUGAGCAGGGGGACCUUGCGGGCGCUGCAGGAUCUCAGUUCUUCACGGCGUAGUGUGUUACCAAUUGUUUUCUUGGUGACUAUGGUCCCAGCUGCCUUGAGAUCAUUGACAAGAUCAUCCCGUGUAGUUCUGGGCUGAUUCCUCACCGUUCUCAUGAUCAUUGCAACUCCACGAGGUGGGAUCUUGCAUGGAGCCCCAGGCAGAGGGAGAUUGACAGUUAUUUUGUGUUUCUUCCAUUUGCGAAUAAUCGCACCAACUGUUGUCACCUUCUCACCAAGCUGCUUGCCGAUGGUCUUGUAGCCCAUUCCAGCCUUGUGUAGGUCUACAAUCUUGUCCCUGACAUCCUUGGAGAGCUCUUUGGUCUUGGCCAUGGUGGAGAGUUUGGAAUCUGAUUGAUUGAUUGCUUCUGUGGACAGGUGUCUUUUUAUACAGGUAACAAGCUGAGAUUAGGAGCACUCCCUUUAAGAGUGUGCUCCUAAUCUCAGCUCGUUACCUGUAUAAAAGACACCUGGGAGCCAGAAAUCUUUCUGAUUGAGAGGGGGUCAAAUACUUAUUUCCCUCAUUAAAAUGCAAAUCAAUUUAUAACAUUUUUGACAUGCGUUUUAUUUUUUUGUUAUUCUGUCUCUCACUCUUCAAAUAAACCUACCAUUAAAAUUAUAGACUGAUCAUUUCUUUGUCAGUGGGCAAACGUACAAAAUCAGCAGGGGAUCAAAUACUUUUUCCCCACACUGUAUAGACUUUUACCUUAAUUUUUACAUAUUGUAUUGGGUUUGUAGGGGCAGUUGACCUUACUACGAACCCUGUUUACGACGGCACUUUACGACGAUCAUCUCAAUCGGGUGAGUGUGGCACUAUUUCCCCAUUCAUUACCAAUUUAUUUAUCGGCAUACAUGUUUUUCGAGCUGAUACUUGGCUACGUACUUGACAUCUUCGCUCCCAGUAGACAAGACUGUAAAAUAAUGUAUUCGAUUGAACAAUUUCUUAUGAAUGAGCUCUGACCUGAACAUGUGUGAUUAUGAUACAGAUACUGUAUGCUAUAAGGUGUGUCCUUGCAUGUUACAGUGGUUUACACCUGAGGGAUUUCGUUCCCUCUUCUCCCUUGUGGGGACCAAUGGACAGGGCAUUGGUACCAGGUAAGGUUAAACUCUAAAUCUUUCCAAUUCAUAAAUUAUGGAUGUUAUGGACAUAAAUUAUGCACUUACGAAGUGCCAUUAGUCUGAAUAUCAUUCAUUUUUAAAGUGCUGACAUUGUUUUCUCAUGUCUGUUUACCUAGUUCUCUCAGCCAAUGGGUUCAUGCAUGUGAUGCUUUGGCGCUGACAAGCCAGCAGAGGGAGCAAUUGGAUUCCUUCAUUGACCAACUAUACAAGGACAUUGAGAAAGGUCACAAUUCCCUCCCUACACUCAAAUACAGUGCUGCUUCCUGAGACAUCCGUACCGUUUAUGAGGAAAACUGCGGAAAACUGUCUGAUUAAAUAGAUUUGAGUCUAAACCUACAUUUACCAAGCAAGUUCUUCAGAGGCUUUGUACAGCUCACAUUUUAUGAUAGAUUGUAAAUUAUACUUGGCGCCUCUGAAUUGGGGUGGCUUGACUCGGGCAUAUUUGAAAUCGUUACUAAUAUGGAAUGAAUCUCUUCUACUGACAAUGGAGGUCAGAGCUGAAUUAGAUUUGUCUCCGCAGAGACCGGUGACUUUCUGAACUGCGAGGGUUCCGGGCUCUUCCUACUGCAAAGCGCAUGUGAGUCAUCACUAUCAGAAGGUUUCUAACCCCAGCUUCCAGAAUCCACAAACUCGCACAUCAUACAGAAUCAAUUAAAUUUAACUACAAAUACGUUUUUGAACUGGUCAAAUGUUUGAUUGUUUUGUCUACUCUCUAGGUAACCACAGCUGCAUACCGAACGCAGCGGCAUCUUUCCCGAACAACAACUUCUUGCUUCACCUCAGUGCCCUAAGUGACAUCAGCCCUGGAGAGGUCAGAAGAGGAUGCUGGGUCGGGGGGGGGGGGGGGGGGGGGUGAUACAUUCUGGCCGUGGAUAGACUGGACAGAACAUCCCGACUUGCUUUCUCUGUGUGCUCUGUUGUCAGCUGGAAUUAGCGGUCUGAGACUUUAAGGAAUAGAGCAGAUGUGUCAGGCUGUCAGAGAGAUUGAGAAGGCUUGCAUCUGCCUGUAACAGUAGCGUCAGAGGGGGCCAGAGAAAUGUUUUGCCAGCCGAUUUGAAUUCUGGCCGAAAAAUGUGAGCACUUUAGUGUCGUUCUUAUGACCAUGGCAGGAUAGCGACAAAAUUUGGCGCCUGCUGCUGAAUAAACAUGAAACAACCAGAUAAAGUAACGGAACUUGAACAAUAACUCAAGAAGUGGCUGACUGUCAUUCAUUGUUAUGUAAAAUAAUCCCGAUAUAGUAACAGUAAUGGGAGGUCUUUUGAUGUGAAUGUCCUCACCUGCUAACUUGUUAAACUCUGUUUCCUCACAUCUCCAGGAGAUCAGUAUCAGUUACUUGGACUGCUGUCAGCGUGACAGAAGCCGUCAUAGCAGACACAAAAUCCUGAGGUAAACAACUAAAAUCCCCUGUGUACCAAUCCUUUUGACAGACUCAAACUGUUCCCAGUUCAGUCAAGAUCAAUGGCCACCCUCCCAGGCAAUAACGGGCAAUCCUGGGCCAGCGCAGCCAAAGGGGGUCUGGCGGUUAUUCCGGUGCCUACCUACGCUCUUUAUCGAUUAGCUAGCCGUCAAUCCGUUACCGAUUUUACCCCCUUAAACCCAGGGCUGGUUUGUUCCGCGGGAGCCUAUUUUUGGAUUCAUAUUCACUGUAUCCUGUUGAAAGGCACUUCACCUUGAAAAGCUGCAACUCCCAGAAACUGAAGAUAGUGAAGCAUGAACAAAGACUAGUCUCUGUCUCUUUUCUCAGCAAAUGAGAUUGUUUACCGUUAAAAAAAAAAAGUAUGUUCCGGUCUACUUAAAGGUCCAGUGCAGUCAAAAUGUGAUUUCCUGUGCUUUAUAUACAAAAGUAUGUGGACACCCCUUCAAAUUAGUGGAUUCAGCUAUUUCAGCCACACCCGUUGCUGACAGGUGUAUAAAGCCGAGCACACAGCCAUGGAAUCGCUAUAGACUAACAUUGGCAGUAGAAUGGCCUUACUGAAGAGCUUAGUGACUUUCAACGUGUCACCGUCAUAAGAUGCCACCUUUUCUAACAAGUCAGUUCGUCAAAUUUCUGCACUGCUAGAGCUGCCCCGGUGAACUCUAAGUGCUGUUAUUGUGAAGUGGAAAGGUCUAGGAGCAACAACGGCUCAGCCGCGAAGUGGUAGGCCACACAAGCUCACAGAACGGGACCACCGAGUGCUGAAGCGUGUAGCGCGUAAAAAUAGCACCAUGUCCAAUGCCAAGUGUCGGCUGGAGUGGUGUAAAGCUCGUCAACAUUGGACUCUGAAGCAGUGUUCUCUAGCGUUCUCUAGAGUGAUGAAUCACGCUUCACCAUCUGGCAGUCCGAUGGAUGAAUCUGGGUUUGGCGGAUGCCAGGAGAACACUACCUGCCCGAAUGCAUAGUGCCAACUGUAAAGUUUGGUGGAGGAGGAAUAAUCGUCUGGGGCUGUUUUUCAUGGUUCGGGCUAGGCCCCUUAGUUCCAGUGAAGGGAAAUCUUAACGCUACAGCAUACAAUGACAUUCUAGACGAUUCUGUGCUUCCAACUUUGUGGCAACAGUUUGGGGAAGGCUCUUUCUUGUUUCAGCAUGACAAUGCCCCCGUGCACAAAGCGAGGUCCAUACAGAAAUGGUUUGUCGAGAUGGGUGUGGAGGAACUUGACUGGCCUGCACAGAGCCUUGACCUCAACCCCAUCGAACACCUUUGGGAUGAAUUGGAACACAGACUGCGAGUCAGGCCUCAUCACCCAACAUCAGUGCCCGACUUUACUAAUGCUCGUGGCUGAAUGGAAGCAUGUCCCCGCAGCAAUGUUCCAACAACUAGUGGAAAGCCUUCCCAGAAAAGUGGAGGCUGUUAUAGCAGCGAAGGGGGGACCAACUCCAUAUGAAUGCCAAUGAUUAUGGAAUGAGGUGUUCAUUAUGCCCCUUUUAGUUUAAGAGCUGUUUAAAAAAACAGCCUGAAAUUUCAGCCUGUUUUGGUGGGAUGGAGUUUUGGCCUGCCUGGUGACAUUGGUUAGUUCAUAGACCAAUAAGAAAGGGUUCCAAACCUCUCUGCCAAUAACAGCUAGUUUUCAGUUUUCACCUCCCCACUCAGACCCUCCCAGACAGUCGUAGCAAAAUUCUUGCUUAUGAAAUUGCUCUUUGCUUAGAAGCUAUUUUUGUUUGUCAACAGUUUUAAUUUAAAACAAUCACAGUAACUUACUUAAUUGUUGCAUUAGACCUUUAUGUCUGCAUUAGACCUUUAACUGUUUGUGUCUCCCAUAGACACCAAUGCAAUAGAAGCUGGGUCUGGUCUACUUAGUUCAUUGACUGUCAUUGAACCAGAAAAAAACAGCGAGUGGGGUGUCUCUCUUCCUAUUCAGACUCACCGUGUAUUACGCUUACAUAAACAGUAUGUUUACAGUGUUGAAUCAUGGCAUUUAUUUUUGAGGAGCUCACAGAUUGAAGCAAAUGCAUUUGAUCAGUUUUGUUCUUUCUUCCUUUUGCUCGCUCUCUCAGGCAAUCUUGGUCCAGAACGAGACAGGCAUCCGUGUGACUUAUGUAACAUCGUUAUUCUCUUCCCAGGGAUAACUACCUGUUCAUCUGCUCGUGUCCAAAAUGUGUGUCUCAGAUGGAUGAGCUGGAUCUGACGUCGGAGGAGGAGGAGGAGGAGGAGGAGGAGGAGGAGGAGGAGGGGGAGGAGGAGGGGGAGGCCGAGGGGGAUGAGAUGGAGGACGAGAUGACGGACGUCUGA